AUGGCCUUGUCCGCAGCAGAAAUCGGCAAGCACAACAGCGCCGACUCAUGCUGGGUCAUUGUGCGCGGCAACGUCUACGACGUCACCGAGUUCCUGCCCGAGCACCCCGGCGGCCAAAAGAUCAUCCUCAAGUAUGCCGGCCGCGACGCCACGUCCGCCUUUGAACCCGUCCACCCGCCCGACACCCUGGACAAGUACCUCGACAAGUCCAAGCACCUGGGCCCCGUGGCCGACAUGGACGCCGUCGCGGCGGCCGACAAGAACCGUAAGCGCACCCCCGAGGAGGAGGCCGAGGCCGCCGAGGACAAGGCCGUCGCGGAGGCCCGCGCCCUCAUGCCGCCCGUCGACAGCUGCUACAACCUGCUCGACUUUGAGGCCGUCGCCCGCCGGGUCAUGAAGCGCGGCGCCUGGGCCUACUACUCGAGCGCCGCCGACGACGAGAUUUCGCUGCGGGAGAACCGUGCGGCCUUCCAGCGCGUCUGGUUCCGCCCGCGCGUCCUCGUCGACGUCGAGCGUGUUGACCUGUCGACGCGCAUGUUUGGCGCGCGCGUGGCCGCGCCCUUUUACGUGACGGCCACGGCGCUCGGCAAGCUGGGCCACCCCGAGGGCGAGACGGUGCUGACCAAGGCUGCGGCGCGCCACCAGGUCGUGCAGAUGAUCCCGACGCUGGCCUCGUGCUCUUUUGACGAGAUCAUGGACGCCGCCGCCGGACCGGGCAACCCCUACCAGUGGCUGCAGCUGUACGUCAACAAGGACCGCGAGAUUACGCGCAAGAUCAUCCAGCACGCCGAGGCCCGCGGCUGCCGCGCCCUCUUUAUUACGGUCGACGCGCCGCAGCUGGGCCGCCGCGAAAAGGACAUGCGCGCCAAGGCGGCGGCGCUGGGCGGCGGCGGCAGCUCCGUGCAGAAGAAGGAGGGCAUGGCCUCGGACACGUCGCAGGGCGCCGCGCGCGCCAUCAGCUCCUUCAUCGACCCGAGCCUCUGCUGGGACGACCUGCCGUGGUUCCGCUCGGUCACGCGCCUGCCCAUUGUCCUCAAGGGCGUGCAGCGCGUCGAGGACGUCGUGCGCGCCGCCGAGACGGGGCUCGUCGACGGCGUCGUGCUCUCCAACCACGGCGGCCGCCAGCUCGACUUUGCGCGGUCGGCGCUUGAGGUGCUGGCCGAGACCAUGCCUGUGCUGCGCGCGCGCGGGCUCGACCGCCGCAUCGAGGUGUACGUGGACGGCGGCCUGCGGCGCGCGACGGACAUUUUGAAGGCGCUGUGCCUCGGCGCCAAGGGCGUCGGCAUCGGCCGCCCCUUUUUGUACGCCAUGUCGGCGUACGGCCUCGAGGGCGUGGACCGGGCCAUGGCGCUGCUCAAGGACGAGCUGGAGAUGGACAUGCGGCUGGUGGGCGCGCGGACGGUGGACGACCUGGGCCCGGAGCUGGUGGACACGCGGUCGCUGACGAGCCACCCCAACGGCGUGCCGGACGACAAGCUGGCGCGCAAGGUGUACGACCCGCUGCAGGUGCCGGCCCAGCGGGACAGCAAGCUGUAA
Molecule: messenger RNA, 1536 nt
Organism: Sporothrix schenckii 1099-18
Lineage: Eukaryota; Fungi; Ascomycota; Sordariomycetes; Ophiostomatales; Ophiostomataceae
Product: L-lactate dehydrogenase (cytochrome)
Exons: 1
Coding region: 1-1536 (511 amino acids)
Biological process (GO): lactate metabolic process
Molecular function (GO): L-lactate dehydrogenase (cytochrome) activity; heme binding
Source: RefSeq, a predicted model, not a curated record